Gossypium raimondii (Peruvian cotton) is the source of this 6378-nucleotide messenger RNA. RefSeq names its product protein NETWORKED 1D. Gene Ontology annotation, cellular component: plasma membrane. The transcript is spliced from 5 exons. NCBI's taxonomy places the organism in Eukaryota, Viridiplantae, Streptophyta, Magnoliopsida, Malvales, Malvaceae. The coding region runs from base 534 to 6080 and encodes 1848 amino acids. The record is from RefSeq and is a predicted model, not a curated record. Gene Ontology annotation, molecular function: actin filament binding.
UUACUAUUUUUAAUGGGUUUUUUUUUGCCUUGGCCAUCCUUUUUGUCUUUUUUUCUAUUCCCUUUGACAUCCUUCUCAAAUAGCACCAAAUUCCCAGCGUAAAAAAGCAGCCAAAAUCAGCUUAGAUAGAGAAAAAGAAAAAAAUGAAAGGGAGAGUUGUAGCAGAGGAAGGUCACUUGGAAAUGGGUUGAAACUGGAAAAAGCUGAUUUUUUGUUCAUUAACAGGUGCUUAUGAUCAAAACCCAGAAACCAUUCUUUUAAAAGACAAAAAAACUAUAGUAACUUGUGGCUUUUGGAUUCAACAGUUGCCGGUUAUCAGGUUGCUCCUUGACAUAUUUGGACUGUUGGAUUAUAUCAGGAAAUAAGCACAAGGGCUGAGAGAUUUCAAGACUUCAUUUAAUUUGUCAAUAUUAGAACUCGCUAGUUUGCAGUCGAAAAAACUUGCUCCUGGCUGAUCCAUCACCUAGUUCUCACAAUUGAGAAUUCUAAUCUGUGGCCAGAACCAGGAAGUGGUGUUGUUGAGGACUGAAGUCAUGGCAACUGUGAAACGCGCGGAUUCAAAAGGCAUGUACUCAUGGUGGUGGAACAGCCACAUAAGCCGGAAAAAUUCUAAAUGGCUACAGGAGAAUCUCACAGAUAUGGAUACGAAGGUCAAACAAAUGAUCAAGCUCAUUGAAGAAGAUGCUGAUUCCUUUGCCAGGCGAGCAGAGAUGUAUUACAAGAAACGGCCAGAGUUAAUGAAAUUGGUUGAAGAGUUUUAUCGAGCAUACCGUGCAUUGGCUGAAAGAUAUGAUCAUGCAACUGGGGUGCUUCGUCAGGCUCAUCAGACCAUGGCUGAAGUAUUUCCGAACCAAGUUCCCAUGGUGUUUGCAGAUGACUCGCCGGGAGGUUUUGCUCCAGAGGUUGAUCCCUGUACACCUGAGAUGACGCCACUUGUACGAGCAUAUUUGGAGCCUGAUGAGCUGCAGAAGGAUUCUGUGGGGAUCUCUUCGCAUGCUAUCAAGAGGAAUGUAGCAUUCUCAGAAGAAUCUGAAUCUCCAAUGAGCAGAAAGGGUCUGAAACAUUUCAAUUAUGUAUUAGGUUCCGAAGAAUCUACAAAUCAUGUCAAGUUUGCGGAAGGAAGGGCUAGAAAAAUUCUCAACUUUCAUGAUGUAGAGAAGAAAGAAAGAAGUCUGCAAGACGAUGAUGGUUCUGAUCUCAGGGUUCGAGUCCCAUCUGAGUCUGAACGUGUAAGUAAAGCUGAGAUGGAGAUUUUAACCUUGAAGAAUGCUCUUGCGAGAUUAGAAGCUGAAAAAGAAGCAGGCCUACUUGAGUACCAGCAGAGCUUGGAUAGAUUAACUAACCUAGAGAGAGAAGUCUCUCGUGCACAAGAGGAUUCCAAGGGAUUAAAUGAACGAGCAAGUCAAGCUGAAGCUGAAGUCCAGACUUUGAAGGAUGCCCUCACCAAAUUACAGGCUGAAAGAGAAGCUAAUCAUGUUCAAUACCAGCAGUGCUUGGAGAAGAUAAAUAAUCUUGAGAAUAGUAUUUCUCAUGCUCAAAAAGAUGCUGGAGAACUGAAUGAGCGAGCUAGUAAAGCCGAGACAGAAGCUCAAGCAUUAAAGCAGGACCUUUCUAGAGUAGAAGCUGAAAAGGAGGAUGCUCUUGCUAGAUACAAGCAGUGUUCAGAGACAAUAAGCGAUCUAGAAGAAAAAUUGUCAAAUGCUCAAGAAAGUGCCAGAACAAUGACUGAAAGAGCUGAGAAAGCUGAAAGUGAAGUUGAAACUUUAAAGCAAGUAGUUGUUGAGCUGACCAAAGAUAAGGAAGCAGCUGCUCUUCAGUACCAGCAGUGCUUGGAGACAAUUUCUAUCCUGGAAAACAGACUUCGAUGUGCCCAGGAGGAGGCUCAAAGGCUCAAAAGUGAGAUAGAUGAUGGGGCUGCAAAGUUAAAAGGUGCAGAAGAAAGGUGUAGUCUGUUGGAGAGAACCAAUCAGAGUCUGCAUACUGAGGUGGAGUCUUUGGUGCAGAAGAUGGGGGAUCAAAGCCAAGAACUAACGGAGAAGCACAAGGAGUUGGGGAGGCUUUGGGCCUCCAUACAAGAGGAGCGCCUGAGAUUUAUGGAGGCUGAAACAGCAUUUCAAACUCUGCAGCAUUUGCACUCUCAGUCUCAGGAAGAACUCAGAUCUCUGGCCAUGGAGCUUCAGAAUAGGGCUCAAAUUUUGCAGGACAUUGAAACUCGUAAUCAGAAUUUAGAGGAUGAGCUACAGAGGGUCAAGGAGGAAAACACAGGGCUGAACAAACUCAAUUUAAGUUCAGCAAUGUCCAUACAAAAUUUGCAAGAUGAGAUAUUAAGCUUAAGGGAGACUAUUGCAAAACUUGAAGCAGAGGUUGAACUUAGAGUGGACCAAAGAAAUGCACUUCAGCAAGAAAUUUACUGUUUGAAAGAGGAGCUCAAUGACUUAAACAAGAGACACCAGGAUAUGACAGGGCAGCUUCAGUCAGUUUGCUUAAAUCCUGAAAACUUUGCAUCAACUGUGAAGGAAUUGUGGGAUGAGAACACAGAGCUAAAAGAUGUCUGCGAAAGAGAAAGAGAUGAAAAACUGGCCCUCCUGGAGAAGUUGAAAAUCAUGGAGAAACUUAUUGAGAAAAAUGCCCUUUUAGAGAAUUCACUCUCAGAUUUGAAUGUUGAGCUAGAAGGUGUUCGGGGGAGAGUAAAGACAAUAGAAGAAUCUUGUCAAUCGCUUUUGAGAGAGAAAUCCACUCUUGCUGCUGAGAAGGACACACUCAUUUCUCAGUUACAGACUGCAACUGAGAAUAUGGAGAAGCUUUCUGAGAAGAAUAACUUUCUGGAGAAUACCCUUUUUGAUGCUAAUGCUGAACUUGAAGUACUGAGGCAAAAAAUAAGGAGCCUAGAAAACUCAUUCUUGUUGCUUGGUGAUGAGAAAUCUGGCCUGAUAACACAAAGAGAAGGUUUGAUUUCUCAGUUGGAUGUCAAUCAGAAAAGGCUGGAAGAUUUAGAGAAAAGAUAUAUGGGACUAGAAGAAAAACAUGUAGGUCUGGAGAAAGAGAGAGAAUCAACACUUCGUGAAGUGGAAGAGCUACAAAAGUCACUAGAGGCUGAAAUGCAGCAACAUGCGAGUUUUGUGCAGUUGAGUAGAACCCGAGAAACUGCUAUGGAAUCACAGAUCCAUGUCCUACAAGGGGAAAGUCUGCUCAGGAAGAAAGAAUAUGAAGAAGAACUGGACAAGGCCAUGAAUGCUCAUGUUGACAUUUUUAUCUUGCAGAAAUGUGCACAAGAUCUGGAAGACAAGAAUAUGUCCCUAUUGCUUGAGUGUAGGAAACUCUUGGAAGCCUCCAAAUUGUCAGAAAAACUUAUCUCUGAAUUGGAGCUUGGCAAUUGUGAAAAGCAGGUGGAGAUCAAAGCCUUAUUCGAUCAAAUUACCAUACUGAGAAUGGGGCUUUAUCAGAUGUCAAGGACUCUUGAGAUUGAUGAUAUCCAUGGUUGUGAUGAUAAGAUCAAACAAGACCAAUUAGUUCUUGACUGUGUAUUUGGCAGACUCCAAGAAAUGCAAAAUUCACUUUUGAAGUCUCUGGAUGAAAAUCAGCGGUUCAUAAUUGAGAAUUCAGUUCUUAUUGCACUGCUUGGGCAACUGAAACUAGAGGCAGAAACUCUUGCUGCUGAGAAGAACUCAGUACGGCAGGAGUUGAAGGUUCAGUCUGUGCAGUUUUCGGAGCUGCUGAUCAGAGCUGAAAAACUUGCGGAUAUGAAUGAAGUACUGAGAUCAAAAGUGGUAGAGGUAAACCAAAGAGAAGACGCUUUGCAGACUGAAUUGAUAAGUGUUCGUGGGCAACUGUUAGCCUUGCAAAGGCAAUAUCAGACUUCACUGGAAGACAACUGCAAGGUGCUAGAUGAGAAAAGAUCUUUGAUGAAGGAAGUUUUGGACUUGGGCAAGCAGAAACAUAAUCUAGAAGAUGAAAAUCAUGCUGUAAUUUGCGAAGCAAUAUCUCAAAGUAACAUUUCUCUCAUUUUGAAGGAUAUUAUUGCUAAUAAUUUUGAGGAAAUAAAGUAUUUAAAUGACAAUCUGGGUAAACUCAAAUGUCUCAAUAAUGAUCUUGAGGGAAAACUGAAGAUGAUGGAGAGAAAAUUUGAAGAUUUGCAAAUGGAAAAUUCAAAUCUCAAGGAUUCAAUGAAAAAAUUGGAGAAUGAACUGGUUUCAGUUAGAUCUGUUGGUGAUCAGCUAAAUGAUGAAGUUGCAAGGGGGAAGGAUCUGUUGUGCCAGAGGGAGAUUGCGCUAUUGGAAGUAGAGAAAAUGCUCAGUGCGAGUCAAAAGGAGACAGCCCAGCUGCAUAAAGUUUUGGAGGAUCUGCAGACUAAAUUUGAGGAGGUCAAGCUGAUAGGAGAAGAUCAAAAGAGGCAAAUUCUGAAACUAUCUGGGGACUAUGAUCAUCAAAUUAAGGAGACUGAAAGCAUUAGUCAGGCUAAUCAGAAACUUGAGGUUGAAUUGUUGAAAUUGAAUGAGGAGCUUGAAGAAAGCAAACACAGGGAGGAGAGUUUGAGCUUUGAACUACAGAAGGAAAGAAUUAAAGUUGAAAUUUGGGAAACUCAGGCUGCUGCAUGGUUUGAUGAGCUACAGACUUCAGCUAUACGUGAAGUAAUUUUUGAAGAGAAGGCUCAUGAGCUCGGGAAGGAAUGCAAAUUCCUUGAAAGUACAAGAAAUUCCACAGCCAUGGAGGUAGAAGAGCUGGAAAGAAGUGUUAGAAGCUUGGAAUGCGAGAAUGGAGGACUUAAAGCUCAGUUGGCAGCAUAUGUUCCUGCAAUUGUUUCUCUCUUGGAUAGCGUGACAUCUUUGGAGAGUCGAACUCUUUUGCAUCCUGAACUUCCUACAGAUUAUAAUGAAGAGGACCCCAAUCUGGGGACUGAAUUUCAUGCUGAAAACUGUCAGCCAACAAGUGAAGGUCAAAUUGGCUUGGUUCCCAAUGGCUUUUCCGACUUGCAGGGUAUCCAUAUGAGAAUUAAAGCUAUUGAAAAAGCAGUUCUGGAAAUGGAAAAGCUUGCAAUGCUGGAGAACUUAAAUCUCAAUUCCAAACUAGAGACUGCUACAAGACAGAUUGAAGAAUUAAGAUAUGGAAGCAGCUCUAGUGGAGAAAGUGUUAGAGCAAAGAGGCACGUAAGUGCUAGACAAGAAGAGGAGGAACUUGGCAAUGGGCUCAGUAACAAUGUCAACAUGCAGAGACCAACACCUGAAAUUUCUGAAGAAAAUGAGAUGAUGACAAAAGACAUUAUACUUGAUCAGGUAUCUGAGUGCUCGUCUUAUGGGUUAAGCAGGAGAGGAACUGCUGCAGAGGUUGAUACUGAGACGCUUGAGUUGUGGGAAACUGCUGACCAUGAUGCUAAUGCCGACCUGAAAGUCAGCAAGGCCCAGAAGAUGGCCACUGCACCAACUGACUACCAACAGAUUGGAACUGUGAAGGCAGGCAAGGGCAGAACUCCCUCUACAGAAUCUCUUGUGAAGGAGUUGGGUGUAGAUAAAGAGAGCUCUAAGAGAUUUGCAGAGCCCAACAAUAACGGAAGCAAGAGGAAGAUUUUAGAAAGACUUGAUUCUGAUGUGCAAAAGUUGGCUAACCUUCAAAUAACUGUGCAGGACCUGAAGAAGAAGGUAGAGAUAAUUGAGACAGGCAAAAAGGGGAAAGGAAUUGAAUAUGGUACAGUUAAGGAGCAGCUAGAAGAAGCUGAAGAAGCCAUCACGAAGUUAUUUGAUGUCAAUCGCAAAUUGAUGACACACGUUGAAGAUGGCUCCUGGUCGUUUGAUGGGAAAUCUGCACUAGAACCAGAUGAGAAUGGGAGCGUGAGGAGACGAAGAGUAUCAGAACAAGCAAGAAGAGGGUCCGAAAAGAUUGGCCGGUUGCAGUUGGAGGUGCAGAAGAUACAGUUUUUCUUACUGAAUCUUGAUGAUAAAAAAGAAAGCAAAGCGCAAACCAGAAUCACUGAGCGUAGAAGAAGAGUUUUGUUGCGGGACUAUCUAUAUGGUGGGGUAAAAAGUAGCCAGAAGAAGAAGAAAUCGCCCUUCUGCGCAUGCGUGCAUCCCCCAACUAACGGAGAUUGAGGCAAUUGCUCAUCAUCGGCACAUUUACAUUUUCAGCAGUUACCAGUAUUUUGACUUUAAUUGCAUCGUGUCUAUAAAUCUGCCUUACUAGUUGUGUUUCACAUAUGUACUUUCUUAUACAGGCUUGCUUCUUCUUUUAAUUUAGAGAUCCAUUUCUGCUGUAUAUUAAAGGCAGGCAAUAUCUCUGAUCUCAAGAAGAUGCACUUUUAUAGCCUAAAAGUUCCCUUCUGUAUAUGUUUGUUUACUUCGGCAUAAAAUUUGGAUUUCAAUGGAAAUGGUUUUCUUCAAGGUCAACAAA